AUAAGGCUUAAGUGGAGAAUAGCCAACCAAUGGUUCACACAAACAGAGAUGUGAACCAAGGAAUGCAGAAAUAGAAGAAGUGAAAGGAAGGAGAUGGCAGCCAUUUCAAGCUUCUCAUCAUCUUUCAUCACCCACCAACACUCACUUUGCAGGGAGGUCAGGAGAAAUCCCAACUUCCUCCAUCUCAAGAAGCCAAGCAAAUUCAAUGUCAGAGCUGCAAAGCUUCCUUCUGGGGUGGAGAAUCCAAGAGUGGAGCCUCAGCUGACAGAACCUUUUCUUGGGUUCACUAAUACUGCUGAGAUUUGGAACUCUAGAGCUUGUAUGAUUGGCAUCAUUUGCACCUUCGUUGUAGAACUGAUAUCACACAAGGGUAUACUGCAGAUGAUUGGUGUGGAAGUGGGCAAAGGUCUUAAUCUUCCUCUAUGAAUAGUCUCCCGUUAUGAGUAUAUAUGUUUUAGUAAUAUAUAUCAGAAGCAAACAUUAUGUAUGUUUCUUUCGGAGAUUCAUUUAUUUGAGGAAAAAUGGCAGAUGUUGCCAAACAAUCAUGCUUUUGUCAGCCUCUAAUGGAUCCAACUGGAUUGAACAAACAUGCCCAAAUACAUCUCCAAGACCACAGAUCUCUUCCUGCUCA
Dioscorea cayenensis subsp. rotundata (Guinea yam) is the source of this 631-nucleotide messenger RNA. RefSeq names its product light-harvesting complex-like protein OHP1, chloroplastic. The record is from RefSeq and is a predicted model, not a curated record. NCBI's taxonomy places the organism in Eukaryota, Viridiplantae, Streptophyta, Magnoliopsida, Dioscoreales, Dioscoreaceae. The coding region runs from base 94 to 426 and encodes 110 amino acids. The transcript is spliced from 3 exons.